GCCUAAGUGACGUUGUUCUACAGCACGCAUGUUUCCUCCAGCUGGGGGAUGCGAGUUUAACUAAGGAAAAAUAACUAGAGGAUUAUACAAAGAAUCGACGAUUACCAUCGCAUAUUUUGAUCUGCUCAAAAGUGCAUAAGGUAAACCAUGUGUUUAGUAAAACACACGAUCCUGCCGAGAAAGACCGAGAUGAAUUUGCAAGCUCCAAGUCCUCUCUUUCUAGCCUGAGGAGAAGCCCACCAUGUUGACUUGGGAAUCACACGCAAUUGAUUUCUAUCGUGUUGUGCACGCGCUGGUGUGUUGUUACAAGUCUUGCGUGCUUAGGCCUGCAAGGCCCGAGCCACGUUUUUAGUCGUCGCAGUGCACGGCAUCGAGGCUAUUGGCAGAGAAAGAUCUCGAUUCAUCGUCUUAAUCCACUCAUAGUAGUACGGUUGGGAAAGAUAACCUACAUUACAUUCCUGCCACCACUUGGUGUUAUCAGCAAACCACAAUGUAUGCUACCACGGUCCGCCGCAAUACAGAACACAUCGACAACAGCCACCCUCGAAGCAGCGUUACCCAUGCAGAGGAAGGGAAACAACUACUCCAAGUCUCAGAGAUGCUGAAUGAAAACAUGAAAGGACAGAUGUAAGAGGGCAUUCUAACCUCGAAAAGGACUGUGACAAGUUCAUGGCUGCCAACAAGGAGAGAAUAAUGGUUCUUCAUGAGGAGGGGGCUGCUGCCCCCAUAGCACUGCCCUCGGCUGCCUCUCCCCCUGACCUCUUUGGUGUCCUAAACACAGGGCAAGCAAGUGCAGUUGUAGCCAAUGAAGAAGCAAACAUUCCAGCAACAUCCACUCCAGGUUCUGCAAUGGGUACUGGUCAAAUGGCUUCUACAUUGAACUCUGCUGCCAGGUUUAAUAACCAACCAGCGAAUUUACCACCAGAGAUCACUUACAGCGGUAUCAAGGUGAUGUUGGACAAUAACAACAUGUGGAAUGAGUUUUUCAAAUGCAAAACCGAAAUGAUAAUAACCAAACAAGGCCGGAGGAUGUUCCCUUAUUGCCGCUUUCGCAUCUCUGGUUUGGAGCCCUUCCAGAAGUACACUCUGCUCAUGGAUAUCAACCCUGUGGACAACAAACGUUACAAGUGGACUGGGCAAGACUGGCAAAUGAGUGGAAAGGCAGAGGCCCAUUUGCUGAGACAGGUUUUCAUCCAUCCAGACUCUCCAUCUUCUGGUCACCAAUGGAUGCAGAACCCAGUGUCAUUCUACAAGCUUAAGCUCACUGACAACACGAUGGACCAGGAGGGCAAUGUAAUUUUGCACCCAAUGCACCGCUACUUACCACACCUGCAUUUGGUGUCAGCUGAAACGGCUACAGAGGAUAUUCAGCUCAAUGGGCCUGACGUGAUAACCUUCACCUUUCCCCAGACUGAAUUCUUUGCUGUAACAGCCUACCAGAAUGUACGCAUGUCUCAGUUUAAAGCAGACUUCAACCCUUUUGCAAGUGGACCCAACUCCCGGGCUCUAAAGCUGAAAAUGAGUCCCUCCAAUGAGUCGGAGGAUGAAACCAGAUCUCCCAAUGAACUCAAGCCUGUGAAAGGCUUGAAUGGCCUGAAAUCUUUGAUGGCGGCAAAACGCAGAUCUAAAGACACUUCAACAGUAGAUAAUGAACUCCUGAGCCCUGAUGCUCAAAAUGAUUCCCUUGCAGAUGGUGACAAAACUGAUGGACCCAGCUCCAGGCUGAAAUCAAAUCCCUCCAAUGAGAUGAACAAAGACUCAGCCCAAUCUCCCAAUGAGCUCAUGUCUGUGAAAAGCCUGAAUAAUCUUAAGUCUUUGAUGGGGAAACGCACUUCCAAAGAUACUUCAGCAGGAGGCCAAGGACUUCUCGCUUCCGAUGCCCAAAAUGUUAUUCUUGCAGAGAGUGAUAAGUCCGGAGUCCAAACAAGUCCCUCCAAUAAAUCAAAAAAAGACACAAACAGUUCUACCAAUGACCUCAAGCCUGUGAAAAGCCUGAAUAACCUGAAGUCUUUGAUGGCAAAACGCAACUCUAAAGGCACAUCCACAGUAGAUCAGAGAGUCCUCAGUGAAGAUGCUCAAAAUGUUACACCUGUAGACAGACACACAUCUGGAGUCAACGCUAAUGGACCCAGCUUAAGCACUCCAAAGCUGAAAUCAAGAUCCUCCAAUGAGUUGAAAAAAGCAGAAACCACAUCUCCGAAGGAAUUCAACCCUCUUAGAAGUAAUCUGUCUUUGAUGUCAAAAUGCAAUUCUAAAGACACUUCAGCAGUAGGUCAAGGACUCCUGAGCUCAGAUGCUCAAAGUGUUACACUUGCAGACAGUGAAAAGUCAGGAGUCAAAAUGGAUAAACCCAGCUCCUGCAAGAAAUCAAGUCCCUCCAAUGAGACGAAGAAAGAUGAAACAAUAUCCCCCAAGGUGUGCAAUUAUGUGAAAUAUUCCCGAAAGUCUUUGCGUAGAAAACGCAACUCCCAAAAGACUUCAGCAGCAGAUCAUGGACAAAAGUCAGUCAGAAACACAGAGUCCACUGAAUUCGAUUCUUGUACAACAGGUCCUCCCCAAAGUAACUUCCCUGAGCUGAUUCGGGAGUGUCAUCUGAAAAUAAGAAGGUGCAAUGUUGAGAUAACCAAUACAACUUGCAGUGUUGAGCAAACAAACACUAAGGGCAUGGUUGCCAAUGGCAAAAUUGUGGAAGUAGCUGUGAAUGACAAUUUCCCCCAGAUUUCUGAACCUGAAGCCUUGUCCGGAAACACUAUUGAAAAGGUGGGAACACUGCACAAUGGGAAUAUGAUUGACAGUGACAAGGACCUCUUCAAUUCAUUUCAGUCCCAGGAACCGGUCAAGACCCGUGGGUCAAUCAAUGGCCAUUCAGCAAAUGAAGUUGAAAACAGUCAAAAGGCUUCCCAGAGCUCCUCAGUGAGCGCUGAAGCAAAAAUGACAGGUUUUGACGAACAGCUGCAGGGGAAGGCUAAACCACACAAACGACCUGAACCUGUGCCUUUGCCCCUUCUUGCACUCUACCUUCAACAGUUGAAGUCAAAAGCCAGAUCUGUUAGGACCAAACCAAAAUCUCCUCCGGUAUUGCCUUCGUCUUCAUCCCCAUCUUCUGCUGUUCCAACCACCGAUCCUGUUAUUCCAGCCACCGAUCAAACUGGCCCUGCCAUGGACUCAACUGGCCCUGCCAUGGACUCAACUGGCCCUGCCAUGGAAUCUACUGACCCUGCCAUGGAAUCUACUGACCCUGCCAUGGAAUCUACUGGCCCUGCCAUGGAAUCUACUGGCCCUGCCAUGGAAUCUACUGGCCCUGCCAUGGAAUCUACUGGCCCUGCCAUGGAAUCUACUGGCCCUGCCAUGGAAUCUUCUGGUCCAUCCAGAGAUUCUACUGGAUAUGCUGUAGUUCCAGCCAGUGGUCCUGCUGAUCCAGCUAUCAAUCACAUUGUUCAAGCCAUUUCCCCCACUGUGCCAACCACAGACUAUGCUGGUCUACCCACUGAUAUUUCAGUCCCAAACACAGAUUUUUUGGUUCCUGCCACAGACUCAUUGUUACCAGAACCUGACUCAGUUUUACCAACCGCUGAUCAUUCGUUUCUUGUCCCUGAGCCUACCUUAUCCAUUGCACUAUCAUCCCCCACCCCUGCAACUGUCUUAUCACCAUUCCCUGACCCAGUGUUACCAGCCCCUUCCUUGUCAUCCCCAGCCCAAGAAUUGCCACCCCCUUUACCUGUCACAUUAAACCUAGCGACUGAUUUAUCAUCACUUACCUCUGACCCUCCCUCAACUGAUCCUGCACUGUCAUCAACACCUAGUCUUGCCAACUUGGAACCUGAAUCUACUCCCUCGUUACCAUCCCCUGGUCCUUCGCGAGAUGGCUUUGUGCCAUCCUCACCUGCAUCAUUACCAGAUCUUGAACCCCCUUUACGUUCCCCUGUUUCAUUGAAACCGGAAGCCGCCGCCCCCUCCUUACCUGUACAUGCCUCCUCAUUCCCAGCCCUUGAACAAUUACUGCCCCCUAACCCUUUUGUUCUAUCCUCUGAAUUUUCAUCACAUGGAUCACUUUUAGGCCUACCUGCCCCUGAUCCUUUUUUAACAAUACCCUUUAUCCCAUUGUUGCCUUCUGCUCACCUUAACCCAUUACCCUUUGAGGCAACCUCAUUUUCCUCUACCUCUCACCCUGGCUCACUUGCUCUGGACACUGCCUUAUCCCCAUCUCCCUCGGACACUGCCUCAUCAUUCCAAGUCAAUUAUGAACCAUUAACACACCCGUCUACACCGUCUCCACUCCCAUUCCAGUUAUCUCCCUUUUCAUCGUUAGGUCCUGACCCAUUGUCACCAACCCCAUCACUGGCCGACCUCACUAACUUUUUCUCCAUCGCCGAAGAGCUUGAGAUAACUGAAGACUUUCCCAGCAGUGAGGCACCUCCUGUCCCAUGUCCUCCUGUCCCACGUUUAAGUACCCCUAGCAUACCAGUUAGUUCUACUUUACCGGUUGGUUCUAGUCAGCCAACCCAGAGAAAUAAACCCCGGAGAUCUAAGAAGAGAUCUAGGAAAGGAGUGAAAUCUGCCAAGGGUGAUCCACUCCCAGUGAUUGAGGGAUCCACAGAUGUCGCCAUGCAGCCCAACCUGGAGGAAGUUGAGGAGCAGCUGUUCGUCUCUUUCACCUCCAAGGAAGCACUUGAAGUCCACCUGGGAGAGCCUGCACUUUCUGAGACGAUGACUGCGCAACCUCAGAAAACCCUAGAGGCCACAGAGAAUGUUGGAGGACUAGAAACCACAGAGGAAAGAAUAGUAGCUUUCGAGAAGGUUCUUUUGGGUGACGUAAAAGUUAUGAGGCAUCGGCAGGUCAUUCAUCCUGUGUUGCAAGAAGUUGGGCUGAAGAUGAGUUUACUGGAUCCCACUCUGGUCAUUGACCUGCAGUACCUAGGUGUUCGUCUACCUCUACCUCCACCCUUUUUAUGUCCAGAACCAAACUCUCCAGGGUUGGCUUCUUCAAGUGGUUCAGUCCCCUUUGUUUCCAGGACAGGCAAGACCACAGACUUGACCCAAAUCAAAGGCUGGAGAGAGAAGUUUGUCCCCUCGGACUCGCCAUCAUCCUCCAAGCCUGAAGGUUGCCCAAGUUCAGAUGUGGUCCCGAAGAACUUGUCGGCCUUCUGCAGUGACAUGUUGGAUGAGUACCUGGCUAACGAAGGUAAACUCAUUGACGAGCGCGCUGCCAGUUUCACCCAGACCACCGUCGUCACUCCUGUGGUCUACCAGCUGCCCACCAAGAGCACCAGCUACGUCCGAACCCUAGACAGUGUGCUGAAGAAACAGGCACCGGCACUUUCUUCCACCUUUGUCCCCCCAUCCAAAAAACCCAGACUGCCCCUCACAUCCAAAGGACUUAAAAAAUCUGAGAAAAGGCAACAAAAACAACAAUAUUCAAACCAGAAUAGAACUAAACCAACUUCUGCAACAACCCCAACACCAUUGCCCACUGAGCCACCACCACUAUUGAUGGAUCAUGGCGCCCCCAUCUCCCACGAUGACACAAUUGAAACUGUAAAAAGGAGAAGGAGGAAGCUAAGGGUCAAGACUCCUCCACCAGCCCAAGACGUUCCUGUGUCCAGGCCAGAGGUAGAAGAGCCACCUCCCGCUGACCUGGCCCCUGUGGAAGAGGAUGACUCGGACCCAGAGGCACAGCCUGCUGCCGAGACCAAGGUCGUGGUUCCUGGGCUGACCAAGGCCCUGCUCCGACAGAGGGAUUUGGAAGAUGGGGUUGUCUGGGAGGGCAAGCAUCGGACCUGCAUCACAGACGAGAGGGCGACGGUCGCCCUCACCUCCCUCUUCACCUCAACGGGCUUUGUUUGUGAGAACCCUACAGCUCCCAUUAGGAUCAUAAAGUGCAGAGCUCCUCCCUGCCUCAAUGCGUUCUGCCGGCUGGGCUGUGUGUGUGCCAGCCUGGCACAGGACCGUCGUAUUACCCACUGUGGAAAGAUUGAGUGCAUCUUUGGCUGCAGCUGCCUCAGGCAGAAAGUGGUCGUCCUCAAGAACUUAAAAGGACCAGAUUCCAAUGCGUCAGAGGAGGGCCUGUCCAAGAAGCGGAGGAGAAAGUGGAAGAGGAUGAGGAUGGCAUAUACUCUCAGGGAGGCUGAGACGGUAUCAGAACCUGCUCCGCGUGUGAGAAUGUUGUGGAAGCAGACGGAUGGAGAGACGGACCCGGAGCCCCUCCGCGCCCCAACACCGGCCUACCUACCACGUCUUCCACUACAGGAAGAACCUUCAGUGGUGUAUUUUUCUCACGUGAGAGAGGAAGGAGGGACCAUGACAUGUGCCAGAGUGCGUGCAUUUCAAAGCAAGAGCACAAACCGACCUGAGGUCAUUGACGACCACUGCAAACCAAUAGAAUCUUCACCAGUGAACCCUUCCAGUAUGUCAGAGAAGUCGUUGUCCUGCCAUGGUCCCGAGUACACGGAGCCCUCCAAGCGUCUGGAGAUCGUGUCUAAGUCUAAGUGGAGGAGCCUGGCAGACAGGAACCUGGUGCUGCGAAUCGUGUGUGAGCACAUGGCCAAGGACCACCUCGACAACCCCUUCUGGGUCAAAGGUUACCUCAUAAAACCUGUGUCUAAGACCCUGAGAAAUGAUGGCGAAAGCUGCUCCGUUCUCUACAAGGUACUCAUCUCUCAGGUCCCGAGACCGGACGGAGUGGAGGAGAACAGUGAGGAGGAGGAAUGGAUGGGAGAGGAAGAUGAAGAAGAACUAAUGGAAGAGCAGAGAGAGGAGGAUAAAAAAGUGGAGGAGGUACCUGUCGUGGAGGAGGUACCUGUCGUGGAGGAGGUACCUGUCGUGGAGGAGGUACCUGUCGUGGAGGAGGUACCUGUCGUGGAGGAGGUGGACAACAAGGCUGUGGGGCGUAGAAAGGAUCUGAAAUGGCAGGGCCUGCCUUUCUUAACAGGAAUUUCUCCUGCUGGCCUCCUUACUGGCAACCUUAAGCUGCCAGAAAUCUCAGACCAGGAACUUAUCACGGUGAAUGGCAGGUCCUACCCCCAUGCCAAGAUACAACUGGGCAUGAUGGGAGCCAUGCACCCAGCCAACCGUCUUGCUGCUUACCUCACGGGCAAGUUACGAAGGCCUGCCUGUCUAAAGCGGUCUAUGGCGGCCGCCUCCUCCGUCCCAUCACAAAAACACACCUCAGAAACUUCUACAGGUUCCACAGAUAAACGGUCCUCUACAGGACAACCAGCCCAACUGGCAGCCACUCCUACCACCAUGGUUACCACAAGUGUUCCCUCUACCACUCCAGUUGCUGCUGGCCCCAAGUUCAUUGGUGCAAACGUAUCACCCCAAAAUGCGUCCCCCAUCAGUGGAGUGGUUACCAGUCCCCCGAUGCUCUCUGUCCCAGGGACCAGUACCUCUGUCAGAAUGCCGUGUCCUCUCACAUCCCUGACCCCUAUCAUGUCCCUGACCCCUCUCACGUCAGGUCAGAGAAUGGUGCUGCAGCCGGUAAGGAACGCCUCAGGCAACACCCUAUACCGGGACCCCAACGGACAGCUGAUUCAGCUGGUUGCCCUCAGCCAGCUGCAGGCUCUUAACCCCAACCUUGUCAUGCACAACAAGGGUGGGAUGAUCAGUUUAACCAUGCCUGCGUGCUUGACCACCAUGAACAGCUCCACCUCCUCUCUCACCACAUGGCAGAGCAAGGGCCCUGGUAGCUGUGCUUCCACCGUCAGUACUGUCCCCCAUGUCACUUUCCCAAAGACCCAGACUGCAUCCAGCACCACUUUCACUGCCCCUAAAACCACCCCUGGUUAUGAUAGUCUCUCACCCACUGUGACAAAUGGCGGGACGUACACCUUGGAGAUUGUUCCUCAGACAGGCAACAAGGAGCCCAUCAUCAUCAAGUGUCCAAUGGUGCCAGCCCAGGGCUCCUCCAAGGUGAUGCCUGUAGUAGGGGGUGUUACUGGGCUGCAGCCUCACCAUGAAACCACAGUAAUUACUGUCAAAUCCCCCACAAAGACGGUUACGAACACAGGUGUCAAAGCUGACAAUAUCUCCACAGUGACCCCCAAUGUAGACUCUAAUGUAGUCUCUGAGGUGUGUAGUUGGAUGCGGCCUUGCCAGAAAACCAAAACGCCUCCUAAAUCCACAAAACCCCCUAAAGGCCCCCAGUUUAAAUUUAUAAAAGCUGAUGCUAUCUCCCCAGCGGUCUGCAAUUUAGACCCUAAUAUCCAGCCUGAGGUGGUUAGAGUGCUGCAGCCUCCCCCGAAACUCCUCAAACCCCCUAUAACCCAGGUCACAAAGACAGGGAUCAAAGAUAACGCCAUCUCCACAGCAGACUCCAAUCUCCUUACUAAGAUGGUUCAUGUUGAUGACCCCUACAAGACGUGGGCAGGAAGACCAAAGAAGAAGAGGAAGGAGGUGGAGGACCUGGUGGAGGAUGAGUACGAUUUGGAUGAUACGGACGAGGAAACGGAUGAGAAGACGGACAUCUCAUCUGACGAGACCGAUUCUGACGAUUCAAGUGUUAAUAAAGAGGAGCUCAUCGACGUCAUCAGUAAGCAGCUGAAGCACAACGUGGAGGAGAGGCAUCGCCGUUUUGAGAUCCAUGGGUGCUUCCAGCGGCUGAGAGAGACACUGAAACUUGCCCAAAAAGCUGCCAAAGUGUAUAUCCUUAAAGAAGCGACAGAGGAGAUCCAAAUCCUGACUAAGAAAAGUACCGACGUGGAGAAGCUAAGGAGUUCACUGACCCUGGAGAGAGCAGCUUAUGUCAAGAAGAUGUCCCAGUUAACUGGAGAGUCUGAGAAGCAGAUCCUGAGGAACAUCCAGUAUGUCUGUUCCCAGCAGAAGAGUGAGGAGCUACUCGUCAACAGGAAUAUGGAAGGAGUUCCCAAAGUCUCCUCUGCUGUCUCGUCCUCUUCAGCUGUCUUGACCUGCAGUGAGGCCAGGUCGAGACCAAGACAGAGGCACAUGGGAGGAGUGACAUCAGAAAAGGAGAAGGAGGACAGGGAGGAGGUGAUGGAGGUGGUGGACCUUCUGGAGGACACGGAGGAGGACAGGGAAGCGGUGAUGGAGGUGGUGGACCUUCUGGAGGACACAGAGGAGGAGAAAACAGACAACUCCUCGGACGAGACAGAGGAUUCUGCCGAUGACGACAACAACAAAAACAACAACGUUAAAGGGGACGUCAUUAACAUCAGUGAUGUUGAAGAAAGCGCUGUAGAGGAGGAGGCUGUAGACAUUGAGAGUGUGGAAGACAAUGCACAGAAGAGCACCACUUCACAACUGAAGGCAAAAUUCGCUAAAGAAGUGGAAGGAGAAACACGACCGAAAUUAAGAGACCGAAAACAAGUCCUUGACCUGAGAGACAAAUGCGAGCGCAUUGAAAAACUGAAGAGCGGGCUGACCAGGGGGAGAGCUGGUGAUAUUAAGAAAAUCUCAAAGAAAUCUGGAAAGACAGAGGAGCUCAUCAUCAGGAAACUGCAGGACAUCUCGACCAAAAGGAAGUGGAGAGGGCCCUCCUCAACAGCGUCCUCGUCAUCGGUCUCGCCCAAUAAAACAAUUUCACUCAGGAGCGCUCGACAGUCUGAGCCAAAGUCCCUGGCCCCCGGCCUCAAGUUAAAGGUCGUAGCCACCCCAGUCCCCCACUCGAUCCCCCAAAAGCCUGCGCCCCAACGACCCAAGACAAGUCCCAUCAUCACACCACCUUCCAGUAAACACCCCUCAACGUGGCGUUCGCCGGGUGAAAGGACCAGACCUAACAUCCUGUCUCGCAGAAAAAUACAGCCUGCCCCAGAUUCCCCACCAGUUCAUGCUGGGUUUCUCCCUCCUCAAAUGCUGUCUAUAGUGGGUGGAGUGAUAACAUCUCAGCAGGUGAGCGCCAUGCAGCCUGCCCGUUCUCCGUUGCCGGUAGGACGCGUCACUGGAAUCGAAAUGCAACGGUCUCAAACACCAGGUGUCGCUUCGGUCACCAUCAUUAUCCCCUCAAUGUCCGAACCCAUUUCUCUCACUGGAACUCGUAAUAACCGCAACCAGGGAGUUCCUCAUUUCUCCGAUGUCAUUUCAUUGGUUAAAGCGCGACAGAACCAGUCAGCCCCAGGUGUGUCAGGGGGAGCUCCGAGGAGGCCAUCCCCAGUGAAGGAUAGGGGCAGUGGGUUGGAGUACGGAGAGGUUCUGGGGAAGCAGCUGGACCACGCUGUAGACAGUGUAGGGAUCAAUGACACAGAUGGAAACUCUGAGGAGGACGAAGACAAUGAAGAUGGUAAUGGUGAAGACGACAGCCUGACAUCUCUCCUCAACGAGAUCUUCAUCCUCAACCAGCAGAUUACCACAGACAACAACAGCAGCCCCAGAGGUCCUCCAGUGGUCUCCCGCAUACCACACACCGAGCCUGGGCACGUGGGGACUGUGAGGGUACCCACACCUCAGACAGACGGGGUGCUACCACCACCAAAGACAGAGAAGGCGAUCAUCGGAGAUGGAGAUGACGAGCGCUCCCUCAGCCCCUUGUUCCUGAGACUGGACGAGGACAAGGGUCAGGAAGAGACUUCCAAAGGCCCAGGUCUGCCAGUACCACAGGCAGAGGAACUUAAAGUUGGUUUUGGAUCCAACCUGAAACCAUCAGAGACCGCUUCUGUGUCUGCUCCUGCUGUCAAUGGGCACAGCCAACAAGCAAAAGCAGGCACUACAAAAGGUCAAGAUGUACUGCAAAAAGCACUGACCACGCCGCUGCUGCAGAUGAAAGUUGGAGGAGUGGCCAGGGUGAUGGAGUCCAAUGAGAAGCUGGCGGAUGCCCUGGCACCGCCACCACCACUUCAGAUGAGCGUUGGAGGCGUGGCCAAGGUGCUGGAGUCCAAUGAGAAGCCGGGGGAUGCCCUGGCACCGCCCCCACUGCUGCAGAUGAGGCCCAUGCCAAGACUAGCCCCACGAUGACUAAAGAGCAACCCUCGGACAUAGAACUAAGCACCAACUCACUUAGGCCCAGGUCAACAUUGUAGCCAUCUCUCCUCAAUACCCCCAUUCACAUAGGUCGUAUUCAUUUGGCACCAAACGGACAAAAACUGACAAAUAGGGUGAGACUACUUGAACUUGUCCAAUGAGAAACGUUCGUUUUCUGUUGCAAAGCAUUUCGCUACAGUGUGACGUAAUGAAUAUGACCCUUCUGGCUAAACCAAUCAUGGGUUAACUACAUUUACGAACAUACAUUUAGGAGAUCCUUGUGAAAAAAGUGAUUUUGUUUUGUUUUAGAAGCGACACUACCUAACGGGCGUAUCGGAAAGACUGACAUGACACUGUUCUGACAGUCAGGAGUUAUGUUUUUCUGUUCAAAUCUCUGUUAUCUAGACCUGUAUUCAUGAAGUGUCUCAGAAUAAGAGUACAGAUCUAGAAUCAGUUUAACCUUUUAGAUCAUAAUGAAUAAGCUCACAUGGAUCUGAUCCUAGAUCAACACAUCUCUAAGACACUAUACAGGCCCUGAACUGUUGCUUUUCUUUCCCUCACUUUAAAGAGGAGAUGCAAUGAAUAUUGUAUAAUAAUAAGCUGCCAGGACCUUGGUACAUUUAAGGGUGUCGAGUAUGUUCUGCCUUUAAGGUUUACACACAUCGCACUGAAUGUGGAUCUGUUGUUUACCGAUUGUUGUUCAGCACGCUGUUGACGUCUUGUCUGACUGCCGACAUCUUCGCGCACGUUUUUAUAUGUAAAACCGGUUUGCACUCGGUUCACAGGUACUCUCAGCAGACAAAUGCUAUUGGUGUGUUCGAGCCCUUGGAGUAUAUUAUUUGUUCUAUCAGAGCAAGAGGAUUUGUAGACAGACAUCUGAUGGUGUUCAUAGUACAGUACUGUUGUGUGUGUGUAUAGGGCCUCUGAAAAAAUCCUGUCUCCAUAUUGGAGUGGGUGAUCUCUAUUUCUUCAUGUUUGUAGUGACUUCACCUUUAAGGAACAUUUCAUCCGUAAUUAUAUUCUUUUUGUAUGGCACACUUUUCUACACUAACUACUAACCACUCAGUUUGCAGCGCGGACAACAAAUCUCAACAUAGAAAAGCCUUGAUAAAUAUUAUCAUAAUAGGUCCCUGUAGGAUGGACAGGUCGUUGAAUCUGCAGCGCUUGUGACCUUUUUCUAAAGCAGCUUCACUUCAGUGAUGUAUGUAAUAAUUAGACCCUGACAUUCACUAUAAUAUUAGUAAAAAUCACUAUGCCAGUGUUCUAAAUGGCACCCUAUUUCCUAUAUAGUGCACUACUUUUGACCAGGGCCCUGAUCAAAAGUAUACUAUAUUGGGAAUAGGGUGCCAUUUGAGAGAAUUUGUGUAUUCGAGGUUGAAUUGGGGGAAAUGAAAGCUAUCGUUGCUGUAAUAAUUUUUAUGCUGUUAAGAGGUAAAGCUUGCGGAAUUAAAAGCCAGCCAUCUUGUUAAACUACAUCAAGACCUGUUUGUUAGAACCAUAUAAUCUAGAUUGAAUUUCUGUAAAAACUAUAAACUCCAUUUUUUAUAAUAGGCCAUGUAAAUAAUGACGUUUUUCCACUUUGAGGACGAUGGUUGUUUUUUGUAAAGAUAUUUCUGAUGUUUUUAUAUGGGGUCAAUAAUCGUUACGUUUAGGAUGUUGACGUAAGAGAAAGGAAGAUGCCUUGAAAUAAAAUAUAAUAAUGAA
Molecule: messenger RNA, 12612 nt
Organism: Salmo salar (Atlantic salmon)
Lineage: Eukaryota; Metazoa; Chordata; Actinopteri; Salmoniformes; Salmonidae
Biological process (GO): cell fate specification; regulation of transcription by RNA polymerase II; positive regulation of DNA-templated transcription
Cellular component (GO): chromatin; nucleus
Molecular function (GO): protein dimerization activity; DNA-binding transcription factor activity, RNA polymerase II-specific; RNA polymerase II cis-regulatory region sequence-specific DNA binding
Source: RefSeq, a predicted model, not a curated record